Ochlerotatus camptorhynchus is the source of this 579-nucleotide messenger RNA. Its product is annotated as ADP-ribosylation factor-like protein 16. Bases 11 to 562 code for a protein of 183 amino acids. NCBI's taxonomy places the organism in Eukaryota, Metazoa, Arthropoda, Insecta, Diptera, Culicidae. The record is from RefSeq and is a predicted model, not a curated record. Gene Ontology annotation, molecular function: GTP binding; GTPase activity. The transcript has 2 exons.
GUUGUUCAGAAUGUCUUACAUUUGCUUGGGUCCAAUAAGUGCGGGAAAAACGCUGCUACUAACGUGUUUGCAAAAUCCGGAAUCGGUCAACUUUACGUCUCAUUCCGUACCGAGUGUGGGUACGAAUUUGUACACCAUAAAAAUUCCUCCGGUGGUAAUCGACGAAAAGGACAUCAAUGUGAAACCACCGCCCCCGCCUCGCAAACGCGACAUUGUGCAGGUCCGGGAAGUCGGUGGCUGUUUGGCUCCUAUUUGGAGAGAUUACCUAAACAAACCCGUCGACAACAUUAUCUACGUGGUGGAUACCUCCAAUCUAUGCCAGAUUUCCGCUGCAGGUGUACUGCUGUAUUCGAUGCUAGCUGAGCCAAGGCUACAAAAAACAAAAUUUCUUUUGGUACUGUCAAAAAUGGACCUGGCUUACCGACAAAUGCGAAACGAAGCUCUACUGAUGCUACAGAUGGAGAAAUUCAUAAAACAGAUUUCGCAGGAUAUAACAAUUGUGCAGUUUAGUGCCAUCAAUAAGGAAGGAAUCGAUGAAAUCUACGAAUGGUUGGCUACAUAAUUGAAUAAGUCUUUGCG